UUUACAUCACAGGUCGCAUGCCUACCCGAGCUCCUGCCCGAAACACCGCCGCAAUUAUCUAUCUAAGGCUUCUCCGAUAUUGCUCUACAAUUCAAGGUCGAAACCUGCCCACCGAAAUUUCAACAAAUGCAUUGUCAUACUUGGACCCACAGCGUGGACAGAGGGCCUUUGUGUUCGACAAUGACAUUGUCCUCUAAUUGUCUUGAUGUCGGAGUCUUUGUCUUGAAAUAUAACAUCGCCCAGCCUGCCUCCAUAAACUGGCUACCUCCUACUAACUCAUUCACCAAGCGCCGCCAGAUACGCCGUCAAGACAUCAUCCCAGAAACCGAAUCCCACGAGUACCCUCCAGGCUGGCCCAUUCCCAAACUUCAAAACUUCGUCGUCACCGUCAACCUUGACUGUCGCAUUGACCUCAACUACCUAGCCCAACGGGCCCGCAAUGUCGAAUACAGACCGCGUCGCUUCAAUGCUGUGAUCAUGCGCAUCCGCGAUCCACGAACGACAGCACUGAUCUUCGCAACGGGCAGAAUGGUUGUCACAGGUGCCAAGAGCGAAGCCCUGGCUCGCCUUGCCGCUAAGAAACACGCUUACGCCCUCCAGAAAUGUGGCUUCACUCCGAAAUUGCGCGACUUCACUGUCCAGAAUAUCAUUGGCAGUGCCAAUGUUGGCUUCAACAUCAGACUUGAGGGGUUAGCCAACAAGUAUGUCACUGUUGGCGCCUCUUUUGUCCCCGAGAUUUUCCCAGGCUUGUCUUUCAAGCAGUAUCUCGGCUAUCGAGCAGAUGGGACACCUCGCUCCUGUCCAACCCUUCUCAUUUUUACAACCGGAAAGAUCGUGGUCACCGGUGCCAAGACAGAAGAGGAUCUUAGGGCCGCCUUUGCUCGGGUAUAUCCUCUGUUCUUUGACUUUCGCUUUGCCAGCGACCCAAACAGCAAAACACAGGUGUAG
Molecule: messenger RNA, 948 nt
Organism: Podospora pseudocomata
Lineage: Eukaryota; Fungi; Ascomycota; Sordariomycetes; Sordariales; Podosporaceae
Exons: 3
Coding region: 127-948 (273 amino acids)
Biological process (GO): DNA-templated transcription initiation
Molecular function (GO): DNA binding; RNA polymerase II general transcription initiation factor activity
Source: RefSeq, a predicted model, not a curated record